This is a messenger RNA of Diabrotica balteata, 4107 nucleotides long. The record is from the annotation of a GenBank genome assembly. NCBI's taxonomy places the organism in Eukaryota, Metazoa, Arthropoda, Insecta, Coleoptera, Chrysomelidae.
CUCAACCUCAACCGGUACCCGUAUGAUAGUCGAUGUCAGUCACAGUCACGUCGUAGUCGGAGAUAAAGCUAUCCAUUAAUUACUAUCCUCUACACGCUCUUCGGCGUUAUAAUAAAGUAUCCUCCGACCUGUAGUUUUCAUUAAUCAAUUGAUAACUGCGCUAUGUUUUACCGUAAAGAAGACUGUCGUGUGUUCGUGAAGUGAAGUAGUUUGUAUGCAAUCAGAAAAUGUUUAAAAGACAGCGAUCGAAAAAUAGUGGUUCUCCGACUAUUCAAAACGGCGAAUCGCAACAUUCCCACAUGGAGAACAGUGUCCCUGUGUCACCGGUUUCCAAAAAUACGCUUCAAUUCUAUUGUCAACUGGCCCAUGGUAGUCCGACAGCUUUCGUGUCAGGAUUUUCUAAUGUUCGAGAGCUCUACGGGAAAAUUGGAGAGUGCUUUGAAAUGCCACCAUCUGAGAUAUUAUUUUGUACCUUAAAUACCUAUAAAGUGGACAUGAAGAAAUUGUUAGGGGGCCAAAUAGGAUUAGAAGAUUUUAUAUUUGCUCAUAAAAAAGGUAGACCCAAAGAAGUUGAAUUAACAAAAUCGGAAGACGCAUUAGGACUUACAAUUACGGAUAAUGGAGCCGGAUAUGCAUUCAUAAAACGAAUAAAAGAAGGUUCGGUCGUAUCGCAUAUACCUCAUAUACAGGUGGGUGAUCACAUAGAAAAAUUAGACAAUCAAAAUAUGAUCGGAAAACGUCAUUUUGAGGUAGCAAAAGCACUUAAAGAAAUUCCAAGAGGCGCUACAUUCAUAAUUCGACUUGUGGAACCGUUGCAAAGUGGAUUCGCAAGUAUAUCACCAAAAACAGGUAAAGUCAACGGUAGUAAAAAAGGAUACGGAAGUGGCAAGGAAACACUGAGAUUUAAAGCUGGAGGAAAAGCUGAAAUUCAACAGCAGGACUCUGUAAUGGAUGCCGGUGUUGAAAAAAUAAAUAAUAUAUUAGAAUCAUUUAUGGGUAUUAACGAUUCGGAAUUAGCAACGCAAAUAUGGGAACUAUCAGUGGGGAAACAGAAUUCAAUGGAUUUCGCAGAAUCUGUGGACGAAUCUGACCUUGCUACGUUUGAAUUCACCGAUGAAAUUAUAAUUGAACUCUGGGGGGCGAUCACUGAUGCAAGAGAUGGAAGGUUAAAAUAAAAAUAAAAAAAUCUAUGUGCCAAGAACAAAAUUUGUGUUUUAGACAAAAUGUUGUUUACGACUUUAAUAAACUUUUUUGUUAAUUGAAUAUGUAAUAGAGUAUACUGUUUGUUAAGUUAAAAGUAAUAAAUAAUUUUGGCAGAAUGUGUAAGAUUCAAAUUAAUAUUAUAUUAUGCCAGUCUUAGAUCUAUUUCAUAUUUUUAUCAUGUAAGUUUAAUAAUGUAUAGUUUAUUUUAAAACGUAAAUUGUCAAUAAAGUAAUUAUAUUUGUUAUGUAAGCUUAUUAGUUAUCUAGUUAUGAAAUUGUAUAAUAAGUUAAAUGAGUGUUAUUAACAAAAAGCAAAUUAACUUCACAUUUGUCUUCUACUUCUUAGAGAUUUAUUUCUCUGAUAACCAGUGGCGCACCGAGAAUUUUUCGGGGGGUGUUAGGUUGGGCACCAAAAAUUUUUUUUGGGUCCUUAAACAUAUAUAUAUAUAUAUAUAUAUAUAUAUAUAUAUAUAUAUAUAUAUAUAUAUACACAGGAUGAGUCACCACUAAUGGGACGGAAGAUUACAGCGAAACGGUAAAAAAUUUUAAAUGUAUAGUGUGUAGGUUGAUAAAGGCUACAUUAUUCUUAUAUCAUUAUUCUAAUGAUACAUUAUUCUUAAAAUUAUUCUAACAUAUACAGGAUGUCACAAUAAAGCGCGUCGUUUCAAAGUUAUAUUUUUUCUUAUGGAACACCGUGUAUUUUAUUGGAUUUUCUAAUUGUCUGCAAAAAAUAAGGUAUAGUUUCAUAAGACUUUCCUAUAUCUAUGUACAGAGUGUUCUGAGUUAUGUCGAAUUUUCUUAAAAUGUAAAACUUUAAACGAGGACUUUUAGAAAAAUACGCUACCUGACAAGAGACUUCAGAGCCAGAACUUGGGCCAUUGAAGAUAACACUGGAACCCUGAGAACAAACAGAGAAGACAUAGCAGAGACAUGGAGAUCAUAUUGCAGGGACCUAUAUAAAGAUGAUCAACGCCAAGAGCUUGUUAGCCAAAUCUCUGACGAGGUGGAAGAAGAACCUGAUAUACUUGAAAAUGAAGCAAGACAGGCUAUCAACAAGCUCAAAUAUAACAAAGCACCAGGUCCAGAUAUGAUAACAGCAGAAAUGCUUAAAGCCACAGAAGAAACCGGCGUAAAGUUACUUCAUCUACUUUGUAACCAAAUAUGGCAUUCCAAACAAUGGCCUGAAAACUGGACAAAAUCUACAAUAACGACCAUACAUAAAAAAAGCCAGCUUCCAUAAAUGCGACAAUUAUAGAACUAUCUCUCGUAUAUCCCAUGCCAGCAAGAUAAUGCUACAUAUAAUCAAUGAAAGACUGAAAACAUUCCUUCAAAGAGAAAUUCCACAAGAGCAAACUGGAUUUACCAAAGGUAGAGGCACUCGAGAACACCUGCUGAAUAUAAGACAGAUAAUCGAGAAAUCUGGGGAAUUCAACAUCCCACUAUACAUCUGUUUUAUAGAUUACCGUAAAGCGUUCGACAGGGUCAAGUGGAGACACUUAUGGCGAAUACUAAAAGAAGUAGGCGUACCACAACAUCUAAUUACGCUUAUAACCGAACUAUAUGAACACACUACUGGAUCAGUUAAAGUACUUGACACACUUUCGAACGAAUUUCAUCCAUAACGGGGUGUCAGACAAGGAUGUAUACUAUCUCCACAAUUAUUCAGCAUAUAUGGGGAGUAUAUUGUGCGAAGAGCACUUGAAGGAUGGGAAAAGGGCAUCACAAUAAAUGGUCAUAAACUAAACAACCUACGUUUCGCAGAUGACACAGCCCUUCUUGCAAAUCGUCAAGCAGAGCUGAUAGAACUUAUACGACAGAUCGAAAACGAAAGUCAAAUAUUUGGUCUGCAAUUAAACAUAUCAAAGACAAAGAUCAUGAUAAUGGAUAGACUACACAACAAUCAUCCACAUAUAACCACACUUGACCGGUUCGAGGUUGUGAGCUCAUACUUAUAUCUGGGAUCAUUAAUCACAAACACAGGGUCAUUACAAGAAGAGAUUAAACGUAGAUGUGAUCUAGCAAAAGUUGCCACAGCAAAAAUGACCAAAAUAUGGAAGGACUGUCAAAUUUCAAGAGCGAUAAAGAUGAGGUUGAUCAACUGCUUAAUAUUCCCAAUACUGACCUACGGAUGUGAAUCUUGGACUCUGAGACAAUCGGAGAGAAGAAAAAUAGACGCCACUGAAAUGUUCUGUUGGAGACGAAUGUUACGAAUUCCUUGGACCGACCGUAGAACAAAUAAUUCAAUUUUAAGAGAGCUAAAAGUUAGCCAACGACUCUCUAGUAAAGUCCAUCUCCAACAAUUAAAAUAUUUUGGGCAUAUGAGAGCAAACACAGAAAACAUGGAAAGACUCAUAAUACAAGAAAAGGUAGAAGGCCGAAGAUCACGAGGAAGAUCCCCAACAAGAUGGAUAGAUCAAAUUACAGGAAUAUGCCAAAGACCUAUGCAUGAAUUAAAAGAAAUGACCAGAGACAGAGAUCUCUGGAGACGGACAAUACACGACAUCACGUCGACCACUACACUCCCGCUGGGGGGUCAGGAUUGAAGAGAGAGAGAGAGAAACGAGGACUCAUUCUUAAUUUAUUUAAGCAAUUCUGAUAAAAUUACUCAUACAUCUAAAUAGCUGGAUAUUGGUAGAAUGUCUUUCAUGAUUAAUUAUUAAACAUAUACGGAUGUCCUAUACCUAGGACUGAUAGUUUUGCCGUAUUUUAAAAUUUUAUUAAACGGAAAUUGAUUUCAAGUAUUUAUAAUUAUUGUUACUCUCGAUUUGUAAACCCAUCAUAUUGACAUAUUGUUAUAAAUGAAACCAAUGUAGUUGUAAAUACAUUUUUUGUAAAAAAAUUAAAAUUUUUAUGCCUUUGGAUUUGUAUUCGUUAGGUAUAGGAUAAUUAGUAUUAAAAUAUGAUG